Molecule: messenger RNA, 1271 nt
Organism: Marmota flaviventris (yellow-bellied marmot)
Lineage: Eukaryota; Metazoa; Chordata; Mammalia; Rodentia; Sciuridae
Gene: Hexim2
Product: HEXIM P-TEFb complex subunit 2
Biological process (GO): negative regulation of transcription by RNA polymerase II; negative regulation of cyclin-dependent protein serine/threonine kinase activity
Cellular component (GO): nucleoplasm; cytoplasm; nucleus
Molecular function (GO): cyclin-dependent protein serine/threonine kinase inhibitor activity; 7SK snRNA binding
Source: RefSeq, a predicted model, not a curated record
GGCGUCGCCCCUACUUAGACGAAGUGGGGGUCCCGCUAAGCUGGGCCCCGCCACCAUGCCCAGGCCGAGUGGGGGUGGGGAGAGGCAAUGACUGAAAUCUGUCUCGAGACCAGCGCCCCAGUGAGAGGACAGCAAAGGGUGUGACUAGUUAAAGGCAUCUGCUGAAAGACUGGGAGAAGAAAAAGAUGGCCACUCAGAAUCAGACCAACUGUAAUACCAAGUCACCAGCAGCCCUGGAGGAGGCCAAGACCUCUGGUGAUUCAGGGAGCCCCCAAACACCCACUGAGUCUCAUGACUGUGGCAGUUCCCUGUCCCUGACACCACGAAAAAAGAGCCAUUCAGAGGAUGAAGAUCUUGCCCAGGCUGCCGGUGGCCUGAGCUGGAACUGUGGCGGACCCCAAACCCAGAGCCCAGAGGGUUGCUCAGUAGAGGCAGUGCUGGGCCGGAAGAAGCACCGGAGGAGGCCAUCCAAGCGCAAGCGGCACUGGAGGCCCUACCUGGAGCUGAGCUGGGCGGAGAAGCAGCAGCGUGAUGAGAGGCAGAGCCAGAGGGCCUCCAGGGUCCGCGAGGAGAUGUUUGCCAAAGGCCAGCCUGUGGCGCCCUACAACACCACCCAGUUUCUCAUGAAUGACCGAGACCCUGAGGAGCCGAACCUUGAGGUGCCACCCUAUGGGGCGUCCCACCCAGGUUCCAGCGGGGACAGUGAGGCAGGGGACAGUGACGGGCAGGGCCAAGAUCAUGGCGAGUUCCAGCAGAGGGACUUCUCUGAGGCCUAUGAGCGCUAUCACACCGAGAGCCUGCAGGGCCGCAGCAAGCAGGAGCUGGUAAGAGACUACCUGGACCUGGAGCGGAGGCUCACGCAGGCAGAGGAGGAGACUCGGAGGCUGCAGCAACUGCAGGGGCGCAUGGGCCAGCAGCCCUGUCGCCAGGUGGAGGAGCUGGCCGCCGAGGUAGAGAGGCUCCGCACUGAGAACCAGCGGCUUCGGCAGGAGAAGGAGAUGUGGAACCAAGGGGGCAGCCGCCGCCUUGAGGAGCCAGGCACCUAGGGGUGCCCCCCAGCCAGGUGGACCUUGUCCUGAUUCUCAGCCACUCAGGCCAGCUGGGUCUCAAAGAGACAGGUGGCAAGUGAAAAGCACUCUUGAAAUCACUGUGCCCCCUGAGAACAGCUGAAACAGGUUCAGACUUCCACCUUGUCAUUUCCACAAUUGGUUCUUUGAUGUCAUCUUACUUUUUACAAAAAAAUUAAAUGGUCUUGCUGAGACCCAAUGGGA